This is a messenger RNA of Uranotaenia lowii, 1291 nucleotides long. RefSeq names its product THO complex subunit 3 (gene tex). Gene Ontology annotation, molecular function: protein binding. Lineage: Eukaryota; Metazoa; Arthropoda; Insecta; Diptera; Culicidae. Gene Ontology annotation, biological process: mRNA export from nucleus. Gene Ontology annotation, cellular component: THO complex part of transcription export complex. The record is from RefSeq and is a predicted model, not a curated record. The transcript is spliced from 2 exons. Bases 141 to 1109 code for a protein of 322 amino acids.
ACAAAUUGAUUGUUGCACCCCUCGGCCAAACAAAACAUUAUUUCCUGAAUAAAAAAAUUAACACGAAUAAACGCUUAUAAAUUCUCGUUUUCUUACGGUAAGAAAUACUCUCUCAAAUAUUCCAACAUUCGGUUGCAACGAUGGUUUCAACAAAAUCACACGUCGAAGAGCUGCAGGAGUAUUUCAAAUCCCACAACAAAACCCGUGAAGCCACUAAAGCUCACACCGCCAAAGUGCACUCGGUUGGCUGGAAUUGUGAUGGACGCCGGUUAGCCUCCGGUUCAUUCGACAAAUCUGUAGUCAUUUUUACGCUGGACCGGGAAAGUUUGAAAAAGGAAAGCACUUAUCGUGGCCACACAGGUUCGGUGGAUCAGUUGUGUUGGCACGCUUCGUUACCGGAUCUUUUGAGCACUGCCAGUGGCGAUAAGACGGUUCGAAUUUGGGAUGCCCGCAUUGGAAAAUGUGCUAACAUCAUCAAUACGAAGGGAGAAAACAUAAAUAUAACCUGGUCUCCCGAUGGCAAUACGAUUGCUGUAGGAAACAAAGAAGAUUUAGUUACGUUUAUCGAUGCUCGGAUGUUUAAAAUCUUGGCCGAAGAACAGUUUACAUUCGAGGUGAACGAAAUUGCUUGGAGUAAUGGUAGCGAUGUAUUUUUCCUGACAAAUGGUCAAGGUUGUAUCCACAUAUUGAACUACCCGGAAUUGAAUUUACAACAGGUGCUGAAAGCUCAUCCAAGCACCUGCAUUUGCAUCGAAUUUGAUCCUACUGGGAAAUAUUUUGCAACAGGAUCAGCAGAUGCUUUGGUUUCGUUAUGGGACGCAGAAGAGUUGGCGUGUUUGAGAGUAUUUUCCAGGUUGGAUUGGCCUGUGCGAACGAUUUCUUUCAGUCACGAUGGAAGGCUGUUGGCAUCAGCCAGUGAAGAUCUUAUUAUCGACAUUGGCGACACUGAUACAGGGGAGAAAGUUGCUGAUAUUUCAGUUGACGCAGCCACCUUCACUGUGGCGUGGCACCCUAAACAAUAUAUGUUGGCCUACGCUUGUGAUGAUAAGGAUGCGAAUGAUAGGAGACGAGACGCUGGUAGCCUAAAAGUUUGGGGAUUUACAGAAUAGAUAUGUAUUUCUGAAAUAAAAUAAACACCUUUCACAAACCAAUACUUAAGCCCAUGUUUCUUCCUGAUAGCGAUCGCUUUUGAUCAUUUCAUCAACGUACAAAGAACUUCCAAUGGCUUCCCCAAGGGCUUCACGAACGGCUUCUGGCAUAUUCUUCGAACUUCCAGAUACAAGAAAUACAC